UCCUCCACACACACACAUACACACACACAAACGCAGAGGGAGGACAUGGUGUAGGGUGCUGAGCCACUGAGAGGUCUCUUACAGGAGUUGAAGAGAACUGAAAUCAUCAGGGCACGGACCUUAGCCAAAUGAAGCACUGAAAAUCGCUUGAUUCUUUGGAUUAGGAGCUCACUCACUUAAAGCUGACCUUGGAAAACGGAAAGGAGUAAAGUCGGGUCGUUUGACGAAGAGACCUGCAAAGCUUCAUUAUGGCCAUCCCAAAUGAGCUAUCUCUCUUCAACACCUCUUCCUCACCUCAUUUCCCCACAGAGCUCCCGGGCUACCUGAACACCUCCAUGUCGCCCUCUGCUCCCCUCUGCCCUGACUGGCCUAAUCUACCGCAGGCGACCCUUAUCCCCUCCCUCUACAGCAUAAUAUCUGUCCUGGGCACCGUGGCCAAUGCCCUGGCUGUUUUUGUGUUGGCCCAUGGCAGUGGAGCGAGGAGAACAGUAGCUAACACUUUCAUGCUGAACCUGUGCGUGUCUGACCUGCUGUUCCUGCUUUCUCUCCCAAUGUGGGCUGUGUACUACUCAACAGGCUAUCACUGGCCCUUUGGUCGGCUGGCCUGUAAAAUCUGUGGAGGACUCCUCCACUUCAAUGUCUAUGCAUCUAUCUACUUCAUCACAUGCAUGAGCAUGGACCGCUACCUGGCCAUUGUGCAUCCGCUCCGCUCCCAAAGUGCACGGGACCCCAGAAAUGCAAGGCUCACAUGUGCUCUGGUGUGGGUGCUGGCAUGUGCAUGCACAGCACCCACUCUGGCUCUAAGGGACACCCACUAUAUAUCGGAGCUUGGGGUGGAGGCCUGUGUGAUUCACUAUCCCAGUCAUGAGUGGUUUCUGGCCCUAGCCUUGAUGAAGAUCAUUUUAGGCUUCUUGCUGCCUCUGCUUGUCAUCUCCUCUUGCUACUGGGUGAUAGGCAGACAUCUGCUGACCACUACAGAAAUGGGAGGAAUGCACAAGCCCUUGGAGCCCUCAAACCUACACUCUUUCCCAGGCAGUAAAUCAGUGGAGUCCCAGGAGAGCUGUAGCAAACCAGAAAGACCCCCUACCCCCUGUGUGAACCCCAGCUCCAGUGGGGGAAGACCCCUGCAGGGCCGCGGGCUGGAAAGAGUGCUGUGGACGGUAGCUGCUGUGGUCCUGGCCUUCUUCCUGUGUUGGUUCCCCUUCUACUGUGUGACCUUCUUGGAUGUGCUGAAGAGCGAGCACUGGAUCGACGGCUGUUGGGUAGAGUGGGCCAUUUCCACUCUCACACCUCUCACCCUCUGCUUGGGCUUUUCCAACUCAGCCAUCAACCCUGUGCUCUACUGCUUCAUUGGGAACCACUUCCGGGGCCGCCUGGGGGACCUCUGCAAGGGUCUGUGUGCAUGUCUGAAGGCCCGUGGUGAGGCGCACCACCAGAAGAGAGGCUCCUUCAGCACCAGGCUCAGCUCCUUCUCCCGGAAACUCAGUGACCUGAAGGACUUGGCAAUUGUGGAGGCCUCUGGAACUGCUUAGGAGGCUACAGAAAAAGAAAACCUCCACUCCAGUUUCUCUCCAUUGACUUAAUACUGCCAAAGAAUGAUCCCAGCUUUAAGUGACUGCUGAAGGCUAAUAACCAUGGCUGUGUGAGACUGAGGUGUUAUAAAUGACUGACUUGGUCAAAUUCCUGCACAGCACACCGGGCCACAAAUAUGUUGUUUCUUUGAAAUAUUAUGAUCGUAAUGAUGUAACUUUUAAAAAAAUAUAUCUUUGUGUAAAGUCUGGCUAUAGGACAAUGAAUAUCGCUCCAGUUCUAUUGCAGUUUGUACAUCUGUGAUUGAAUGAGAAAUA
This is a messenger RNA of Myripristis murdjan (pinecone soldierfish), 1847 nucleotides long. Its product is annotated as type-2 angiotensin II receptor-like. Gene Ontology annotation, biological process: immune response; G protein-coupled receptor signaling pathway; neutrophil chemotaxis. The record is from RefSeq and is a predicted model, not a curated record. The transcript has 2 exons. Lineage: Eukaryota; Metazoa; Chordata; Actinopteri; Holocentriformes; Holocentridae. Gene Ontology annotation, cellular component: external side of plasma membrane; membrane. Gene Ontology annotation, molecular function: C-C chemokine receptor activity; C-C chemokine binding. The coding region runs from base 249 to 1532 and encodes 427 amino acids.